UUUUUUUUUUUUUAAAUAAAUCCUUUGUUAUUGAAAGAUCACCACUACAAAACGUUAUCUUAAACGAAAUUGCCAUGACCCAAGUAAAAGAUGAUAAAGAUAAAAGCUCAAACACUAAUGCCUAAAUUCCUGACCGUCAUUACAUCAAAUUUGUAAAUGAAUUAAUAAAAUAUGUAUCCGAUAAAUUCUAUUUCUUAAAAAUUAGACUGAAAAUGAAAAUUUUUGUAAAAAACGAAAAAGAAACAAGAGCCAGGCACUUCAUAUAACGGUAUUUAACUGCCUUAUCUUUCCCGCCUUUUCUUUUCAUUCCCUGUCGCUACACUCCAAAUCAAUAAGCUUUCUGUCUCCAUUUUCCCGACUCCUUCACCGCCGGCGGAGAAUUCACAGUCGUUCCUUUGCAGCGGCGCUUGGUGGUUCCCACCCCAGGCGCCGCCCAGCAUCCACCCUGAUCCGACACCAACAGAUGGCCCAAUCAAAUGCCAAUCUUUCUCAUAACGAACAAUCGAACCACAAUCUCCAAGCAUUCGAACACUAUCUCAUGUGUGAUAAUGAUGAUUUCCCUCCACUAAAUUUCACCGAAUUACUAACCCCUUUGCAACAAAACGAAAUUCCGAUCACCCCCGCAAGAUUUCAGUCACCGGUGGUUGAUUCUGAAAACGUGCAACCCAAUGAUUCAUCAUUCGAUCCAUUAAAUCUUGGGAAUGAGACGCAUGAAGAAUGUUUCCAAACGGACCCAUCUCAGGCUUGUGAUGAGACAAACAUUGGUGUUAAUACCGCUAAUGGAACAAAUGAUUUUGGAAACCCGAUUCAACUUUCAUCCUGGCCAUUGCAAGUGCCUCCAUAUACUUGCAGUUGCUGUCAUAUUCUUAGAGAAAUCAUACAUACUAAUGGUGUUGAUAUCACGAAGCUUGAGGUUCAUGGAAGACUUGGUUUGAUUUGUCAUGCUGUUCUAGAUAAAUACGGUAUUGAUCACACAACGAACCAAGGCCAUGAGUACAAAAUGUUCGAUUUUUGCAAAGAAACCACAAAGAGAGUGAAACAAUUCCUCGUGGAAUACUGCAAAGAGCGAAAAACAAAGGGUCAUGUAAUGUUACAAGAUCCGCUUUCUUCAUUCUAUGAAGCUGUAUGUGUUGGGUUCAAUUGGGAGCACAAUAUACACACGGAUGAUCUCAUUCCUAACGAUUUAGGUGAUCAGCAAACUAAUCAACCAGAUGUGGGGACCAGUAGAGGAAGACUUAAUAACCAGAAAACCCUUUCAAUGCAGAGGGAACGGACAGGAAAACUUACUAUGAAAGAUCUUGUCGAGUACUUUCAUAUUCCGAUAGAAGUAGCUGCGAAGAAGAUACGCGUUUGCCCAACUGUAAUCAAGAAAAUUUGCCGUAAGCAUGGACUAUUAAGGUGGCCAUACAGAAAGAUAAAAUCCAUUGAGAGGAAGAUAUCAACGAGAGAGAAAUGUUUAACUUCACUUCAUGCUGAAGAAAGAAUUCAUGCUCAAACCGAAAUUGACAGUCUUCGGCAGGAAAUCACAAAUAUUUAUGUAGGAUUCAAUGUUUAAUUUGAAAUCUUUAUGUACGUAUGUAUCGUAUGUAAUUUAAAUCAAACUAAAACCGAAAGCACUGUGGAGUUUACUAUACCACAAACUUUUAAUUAAACAAUACAUAGUUAAUCUCA
Molecule: messenger RNA, 1671 nt
Organism: Lactuca sativa (garden lettuce)
Lineage: Eukaryota; Viridiplantae; Streptophyta; Magnoliopsida; Asterales; Asteraceae
Source: RefSeq, a predicted model, not a curated record